AUGCUCGUCGAACCAGCUCCACGACUCGGGGAUGAACUUUCUCCUAAAAUCCCUUCGGAUGUCAUUUAUGUGGGCAGUUCAGUAGCCUUUGAUGUUUUAACGGGGAAUUCAUGGUGCUACGAAACGGGAAUUGUGACAUUUCUCUCAGACUAUAUUGCCCGUGUAUCAGUUUCACAUGCUGACCCCAGGGUAAAUGAAAAAGAGCUUAUUGAAAUGAACAGAAAGAAGUUAGCUGAACUUUGUGGAAUGCUUCAGCAAGUAAGAGCAAGAGUUGCGAGGGAUCAUUACGCUGCUCUUCAGCGUCGGAUCGAUUACGCUCGUCUUAAGGUUAAGGGAAUUGAGGGUGCUUGUAUUCGAGAGAUUCAGUCUUAUGUUGUGCCCCCGCCUACUGUGAAAUACAUAAUAGAAGAUGUCAUUGAGAUUAUUGGAAUUCGGAAUGAGUGUUACGGAUGGCCUUGCAUACAGGCGAUAAUUAGACGGCCAGGAUUUAUUUCGCUUGUUUCAGAGUUUGACUCUUCACGGCUUUCAAUGGCGCGUCGGUCGGAGAUUCUUCAAAGAUGUAUGAGCAGAAGACUUACUAGUGAAACGGCUUAUAAGUCUUCACAAGCUGCGGGCCCGCUUCAUCUGUGGGUUUUAGCGCAACUAAGUUUUUUUGAGGAGUGUGAAUCGCCUUCACCUUUGACAGAUGAGUACAGUCGCGAGCAGCUGGAGCGGCUUUUCUUUGAGAUCAAAGCGUUACAGAGUCGCAUUCGUGUCCUUGAGGGCGACCCAGGUCAGCCAAUUCCAAAUUCACAGAAUGAAGAAAAAAUAAUUCUUCGUUCUUCCAUAAUUGGUGCCAUUCCCACAAACUACGACAUUACGAAGAUGGCCGCGGUGCACCGUCCAGAACUACUGGAAUACAUUGCAUCAUCUCCUGGGAGCUUUCCGAAUAAUUACCUUUUGGAAGAGUUGCGCCCUGCAUUGGACUCAUACGAAGAGACUCAUAUUUUGCGUGAUAACCCUGAGAAGGGGCAAAGCGAAAUCAAAUUUGAUGAUGAAAAGGAGGUAGAGAAAAUAGACUCUGAAAACAGCAAAUUGCAACAAGAAAUGAAUGUCGCAAUCAUGGACAGGUCGCGGCGUCUUCAGCCAUUUCAUGAUUGGGAUAACUAUAAUGAGCAAUGUGGAACGCAAACCCGAGAGCUGCAGGUUGAACAACAGCUAAGCGAGGCAGAAGAUUUGAUGCGCACUUUUACAGAGAUGCAGAGCUCAAUUGAUUGCAUUAGAGGCCAAAUUACAGAAGUUAACAUCGACAAGAACCAUCUGGAGCAGGAACUCAUAAAAAUGAGGAAGAUAAACGAUGCGCUCAGAUUACAAUCUGAAAAUUACCUACAAAGGAAAAUGCACUCGGGCACGCAACAAGAAUUGGAGGUGUUGCGUAACAUAAACGCUGAGCUUAAAAAGGAAAAUGACGCUUUGAGGACUCUCAGUGACGCACACGAGGGAGAGCUUGUUAGGGCCCGGCGUGAGGUGGCUCACCUUUAUUCAAUAAUUGCCACGCUUUCCGCUAAAUGGCUUGAGCAUGGCACAUCCAAUGUGUCAACGAUUCAUCAAAUUUCCCUUGACGGUGACGUCUGGGAAGAUAUUUUGAGGAACUACCCCCAGGAGCUUCUGCGAGCACUCACUUGCGAUGUGAUUGCCUGUUGUGGAGCCCAUGCAGAAUGUGUCUCUGGAGUCACAUGCUCGCACGGAAGGCUUCGAGCCGAGUUUAACGUGACACACAGCGCAGACCGUCGUUCAGAGGGUAUUGAUGAACUCAUAUCAUUGUACCAAUUUCCCCUGACAAGAUCUCUUUGCACAUGGCAGAACAUAAUGGCGCCACCCGAUACCGAAUGCCAAAAGACCGUUUCACUUCAAACGCCACUCUGUCAGGAUAGGCUUGUUGCUUCUUCGUAUGACAGGAAAAUGGAGGAUCUCAUAAGAAGAAAUGAGGAUCUACAGGCCUUGUUAAAAGACUCUCGCCGUUCUAUGGAAAAAAUGCAAUCGGUUGUGGCAACAAUUACAGAUAAGAACAAUGAGUGGGAGCGUGAGAUUACGGAGAGGCAGCGUCAGAUUGUUCUGCUUCAAGCGAGUCUGGAUGAAGCCACUAGCGAAAGAACCUUUGCAGAAAACAGAAUUGCAGAUUUACAGCGCACGGUGGAAAACCUGCAGAAUCAGCUAAAUGUCCUGGAAAAUGCUGAAACGGAUUACAAGACCGAGAUGUACAAGCAAACAACUAAAAAAGAACCUCUCGAGGCGCGCGCCAAGAAUGACUCACCUAGUGAGGACUUCCUCAGAACUCAAAUAGGCAAGUUGAACCCCGUCGAAAAAGAAACGAGUGCUGCAAAACAGCUCACCGGAACCAAAAAUCAAGAAAAAGCAGGGGAACAGUAUGAUCUUGAAAAGCCAAAUACGCCAUAUAUCAAUUAUAAAACUACGAAAAAUUAUGUUUUCACAAGCUCCGGUACCAAACAAGAAAAAUCGACAUCCAGGACAAAAAAUAUUAGCUGUACUGCCGAACCUCAACUAAAGCAAAACAAAAAGGUAGAAGAUACUUCAGCUUUUAAAAAGGGAAGAGAAGAAGACAAUGUAAAAAAGAGUGAUAACAAGCAGCAAAGUCUACAGGAAAUGUUUGUUAAACAGCAGGAAGAAGAAGAACUACAGCAAUUUCAACAAAAAAACAAACACAUACAAAAAACAGAAAACGAGCAGCAACAUGUAAAAAGCAAAAUAAUACCUACAACAAGCAAAAGUGAGAACCAGAAAGAAAAAGCUAUACCUCAAAACAAGUUGCAAAAGGUAAUAAAGAAAACAGAAAAACAUAGCAUAACUCGUCAGAUAACUGAGGAAACAAAGCAAAACACAAUACCAAUAAAAAAGGUUCCAGCCCAAAACAAAGAUUUCCACGAAAAUACAAAACAAAAUUCUGAUGAAAGAAAGCACACAAUGAAGACAAUGGCUGGACUGCAGCGUCAAAAUGAGGAGUUGCAGUCGCAGCUGAAGGAGUCGCGCCGUGGAGAGGAGAAGCUGGAUGCCCUGCAGCGUCAAAAUGAGCAGUUGCAGUCGCAGCUGAAGGAGUCGUGUCGUGGAGAGGAGAAGCUGGAUGCCCUGCAGCGUCAAAAUGAGGAGUUGCAGUCGCAGCUGAAGGAGUCGCGUCGUGGAGAGGAGAAGCUGGACGCCCUGCAGCGUCAAAAUGAGGAGUUGCAGUCGCAGCUGAAGGAGUCGCGUCGUGGAGAGGAGAAGCUGGACGCCCUGCAGCGUCAAAAUGAGCAGUUGCAGUCGCAGCUGAAGGAGUCGCGCCGUGGAGAGGAGAAGCUGGACGCCCUGCAGCGUCAAAAUGAGCAGUUGCAGUCGCAGCUGAGGGAGUCGCGUCGUGGAGAGGAGAAGCUGGAUGCCCUGCAGCGUCAAAAUGAGGAGUUGCAGUCGCAGCUGAAGGAGUCGCGCCGUGGAGAGGAGAAGCUGGACGCCCUGCAGCGUCAAAAUGAGCAGUUGCAGUCGCAGCUGAAGGAGUCGCGCCGUGGAGAGGAGAAGCUGGAUGCCCUGCAGCGUCAAAAUGAGCAGUUGCAGUCGCAGCUGAAGGAGUCGCGUCGUGGAGAGGAGAAGCUGGAUGCCCUGCAGCGUCAAAAUGAGGAGUUGCAGUCGCAGCUGAAGGAGUCGCGCCGUGGAGAGGAGAAGCUGGACGCCCUGCAGCGUCAAAAUGAGGAGUUGCAGUCGCAGCUGAAGGAGUCGCGCCGUGGAGAGGAGAAGCUGGACGCCCUGCAGCGUCAAAAUGAGGAGUUGCAGUCGCAGCUGAAGGAGUCGCGCCGUGGAGAGGAGAAGCUGGACGCCCUGCAGCGUCAAAAUGAGCAGUUGCAGUCGCAGCUGAAGGAGUCGCGCCGUGGAGAGGAGAAGCUGGACGCCCUGCAGCGUCAAAAUGAGGAGUUGCAGUCGCAGCUGAAGGAGUCGCGUCGUGGAGAGGAGAAGCUGGAUGCCCUGCAGCGUCAAAAUGAGGAGUUGCAGUCGCAGCUGAAGGAGUCGCGUCGUGGAGAGGAGAAGCUGGACGCCCUGCAGCGUCAAAAUGAGGAGUUGCAGUCGCAGCUGAAGGAGUCGCGUCGUGGAGAGGAGAAGCUGGACGCCCUGCAGCGUCAAAAUGAGGAGUUGCAGUCGCAGCUGAAGGAGUCGCGUCGUGGAGAGGAGAAGCUGGAUGCCCUGCAGCGUCAAAAUGAGCAGUUGCAGUCGCAGCUGAAGGAGUCGCGCCGUGGAGAGGAGAAGCUGGAUGCCCUGCAGCGUCAAAAUGAGGAAUUGCAGUCGCAGCUGAAGGAGUCGCGCCGUGGAGAGGAGAAGCUGGACGCCCUGCAGCGUCAAAAUGAGCAGUUGCAGUCGCAGCUGAAGGAGUCGCGCCGUGGAGAGGAGAAGCUGGACGCCCUGCAGCGUCAAAAUGAGCAGUUGCAGUCGCAGCUGAAGGAGUCGCGUCGUGGAGAGGAGAAGCUGGAUGCCCUGCAGCGUCAAAAUGAGGAGUUGCAGUCGCAGCUGAAGGAGUCGCGUCGUGGAGAGGAGAAGCUGGACGCCCUGCAGCGUCAAAAUGAGGAGUUGCGGUCGCAGCUGAAGGAGUCGCGUCGUGGAGAGGAGAAGCUGGACGCCCUGCAGCGUCAAAAUGAGCAGUUGCAGUCGCAGCUGAAGGAGUCGCGCCGUGGAGAGGAGAAGCUGGACGCCCUGCAGCGUCAAAAUGAGCAGUUGCAGUCGCAGCUGAAGGAGUCGCGUCGUGGAGAGGAGAAGCUGGAUGCCCUGCAGCGUCAAAAUGAGGAGUUGCAGUCGCAGCUGAAGGAGUCGCGUCAUGGAGAGGAGAAGCUGGACGCCCUGCAGCGUCAAAAUGAGGAGUUGCGGUCGCAGCUGAAGGAGUCGCGUCGUGGAGAGGAGAAGCUGGACGCCCUGCAGCGUCAAAAUGAGGAGUUGCAGUCGCAGCUGAAGGAGUCGCGUCGUGGAGAGGAGAAGCUGGAUGCCCUGCAGCGUCAAAAUGAGGAGUUGCAGUCGCAGCUGAAGGAGUCGCGUCGUGGAGAGGAGAAGCUGGACGCCCUGCAGCGUCAAAAUGAGGAGUUGCAGUCGCAGCUGAAGGAGUCGCGUCGUGGAGAGGAGAAGCUGGAUGCCCUGCAGCGUCAAAAUGAGGAGUUGCGGUCGCAGCUGAGGGAGACGUGCCGUGGGCCGGAGAAGCUGGAGUCGGAAGAGGAGGAGGAAGCUGCACACCAAUUGGUGGCGGAGGAUGAAUCCGAAGCCAUGACGGCGGCGUUGGGUGAGGCCUCCGGCAAGCCAGAGGCAGCAGAAUUGCAACGGCAGCUUGAUGCGCUUCGCCGGCAGAAGGAGAAGCUGCGACUGCAGCUUAGGGAGGCGCGCCGUGGACAGGAGAAGCUGGACAUCCUGCGUCGACACAACGAGGAUCUGCAGUCUAGGCUAAAUGAUGCGCGCCGUGGACAGGAGAAGCUGGAUGCCCUGCAGCGACACAAUGAGGAGUUGCAGUCGCAACUGUGUGAGGCGCGUCGUGCGGAGGAGGCGUUGGAGGAUGCCCGCCGCCAAACCAGGCAGUCGCAGAGGCAGGUUGAGGAUUUGCGCCGCUCUGAGAAGCGCCUGAGGGAGGCUUGUGAAGCCACUAGGGCAAGGGAAGAGGCGCUGAUGCAGAAACUGCGUGCAGCCGAAAAUGCGAUUGCUGUGGCGAGGAAACACGAGGAUGCCGUAAAGCAGAAGGCACGCGGCAUCAUAAAUGCGGUGAAAACGGAGUACCAGCGACAACCAUUUGUGUUGCCCGAGCCACAAGAAACCGAGCAGCUGCAGCGUGCGAAUGAUUCGCCCCGCGCACCGCUCGAUGAGCCACCCCUGACAAAGGAGGGGCUGGAGUCGGAAGAGGAGGCCGCACACCAACUGAUGGCGGAGGAUGAAUCCGAAGCCAUGACGGCGGCGUUGGGUGAGGCCUCCGGCAAGCCAGAGGCAGCAGAAUUGCAACGGCAGCUUGAUGCGCUUCGCCGGCAGAAGGAGAAGCUGCGACUGCAGCUGAGGGAGGCCCGACGUGGACAGGAGAAGCUGGACAUCCUGCAGCGUCAAAAUGAGGAGUUGCGGUCGCAGCUGAGGGAGACGUGCCGUGGGCCGGAGAAGCUGGAGUCGGAAGAGGAGGCCGCACACCAACUGAUGGCGGAGGAUGAAUCCGAAGCCAUGACGGCGGCGUUGGGUGAGGCCUCCGGCAAGCCAGAGGCAGCAGAAUUGCAACGGCAGCUUGAUGCGCUUCGCCGGCAGAAGGACAAGCUGCGACUGCAGCUUAGGGAGGCGCGCCGUGGACAGGAGAAGCUGGAUGCCCUGCAGCGACACAAUGAGGAGUUGCAGUCGCAACUGUGUGAGGCGCGUCGUGCGGAGGAGGCGUUGGAGGAUGCCCGCCGCCAAACCAGGCAGUCGCAGAGGCAGGUUGAGGAUUUGCGCCGCUCUGAGAAGCGCCUGAGGGAGGCUUGUGAAGCCACUAGGGCAAGGGAAGAGGCGCUGAUGCAGAAACUGCGUGCAGCCGAAAAUGCGAUUGCUGUGGCGAGGAAACACGAGGAUGCCGUAAAGCAGAAGGCACGCGGCAUCAUAAAUGCGGUGAAAACGGAGUACCAGCGACAACCAUUUGUGUUGCCCGAGCCACAAGAAACCGAGCAGCUGCAGCGUGCGAAUGAUUCGCCCCGCGCACCGCUCGAUGAGCCACCCCUGACAAAGGAGGGGCUGGAGUCGGAAGAGGAGGCCGCACACCAACUGAUGGCGGAGGAUGAAUCCGAAGCCAUGACGGCGGCGUUGGGUGAGGCCUCCGGCAAGCCAGAGGCAGCAGAAUUGCAACGGCAGCUUGAUGCGCUUCGCCGGCAGAAGGACAAGCUGCGACUGCAGCUUAGGGAGGCGCGCCGUGGACAGGAGAAGCUGGACAUCCUGCGUCGACACAACGAGGAUCUGCAGUCUAGGCUAAAUGAUGCGCGCCGUGGACAGGAGAAGCUGGAUGCCCUGCAGCGACACAAUGAGGAGUUGCAGUCGCAACUGUGUGAGGCGCGUCGUGCGGAGGAGGCGUUGGAGGAUGCCCGCCGCCAAACCAGGCAGUCGCAGAGGCAGGUUGAGGAUUUGCGCCGCUCUGAGAAGCGCCUGAGGGAGGCUUGUGAAGCCACUAGGGCAAGGGAAGAGGCGCUGAUGCAGAAACUGCGUGCAGCCGAAAAUGCGAUUGCUGUGGCGAGGAAACACGAGGAUGCCGUAAAGCAGAAGGCACGCGGCAUCAUAAAUGCGGUGAAAACGGAGUACCAGCGACAACCAUUUGUGUUGCCCGAGCCACAAGAAACCGAGCAGCUGCAGCGUGCGAAUGAUUCGCCCCGCGCACCGCUCGAUGAGCCACCCCUGACAAAGGAGGGGCUGGAGUCGGAAGAGGAGGCCGCACACCAACUGAUGGCGGAGGAUGAAUCCGAAGCCAUGACGGCGGCGUUGGGUGAGGCCUCCGGCAAGCCAGAGGCAGCAGAAUUGCAACGGCAGCUUGAUGCGCUUCGCCGGCAGAAGGACAAGCUGCGACUGCA
Trypanosoma cruzi is the source of this 7553-nucleotide messenger RNA. RefSeq names its product antigenic protein, putative. The annotation marks the transcript as partial. The transcript has a single exon. The record is from RefSeq and is a predicted model, not a curated record. Lineage: Eukaryota; Euglenozoa; Kinetoplastea; Trypanosomatida; Trypanosomatidae.